Molecule: messenger RNA, 843 nt
Organism: Paramuricea clavata
Lineage: Eukaryota; Metazoa; Cnidaria; Anthozoa; Malacalcyonacea; Plexauridae
Source: the annotation of a GenBank genome assembly
AUGAUACCAGAUAAUGUUAAUUUAGCAAAAAUAAAACAACAUAAUUUAUGUUUAGCUAGCAUGUUGUAUGGAAUUGGAUAUAAACCGAUCGCUAGUUAUGAUGCAAAACCGCACUAUAAAUAUAAAAAUAUUGAUUAUGAUUACAAUAAAUGUAUUGAUUACCUUAACCAAUCAAAUAGUUUAAAUACAACAGUAUCAAUAAUAGUAGAUGACGGUUUAUUUGUUUUAGACGUAGAUACCUACGAUGAUAUAGCAAAAUUAACUCUAAUAUCUGCUAAACAUGAAUGCAAAUCUAAUCUUGUUGUUAAAACACGAAACGGCUAUCACGUUUAUUAUAAUGUUGAUUAUGAUGUUAAAUCACAAAACACCAACAACAGCAAUAAUAGCAUAGCUACAAAAUGCAAUGGUAUGCCGAUUAUCGCACCUUACGCAUUUAGAUAUUGUAGAGGCUGGUGCUACAAACCCACAAAAACUAUUGUUAAUCGAAACCGCUUAAAUUACUUACCGUACGAUAUGUACCUUGAGAUAUCACGCCAGAAAAAUACCUGUAAAUCUUGCUCUAGCAUAGUCACUAACAAUGCUAAUUUUAACAAUAAACCAAUAAAAUAUUAUUUAUCAAAGUUAGACUCAAGCGUUUUUUUGUUUGGAGAUAGAAUCGUAUGGCUCAGAUUAUUAAGUGCGUGCAAAGCAACUGGAGAUGACAGAGCUUACAGAGAAUGUUUGGACUGGAGUCGUCAAGGAAAAUACAUUGCUAUGACCGAUCGAGAAUUCAAAGCCCAGUGGAAUAGUGCGAACGGAAUCAGCAAUGGUUAUGCCUACCUAACAAAAAUCGCCAGGAGUUAG